GCCCCCGCUCCUACCUGUUCCGGGUGGCGAUCUAUUCUUUGGGCUUUGGUGCUAGACUUUUCUGAAUUCGGAUUCCCGCUGUGCUACUUCCUUGCUGAAUGGCCUCAGACCUUUUCCUUAGCUUUUUCUGAAUCUUAGUUUCCCUACCCGGGAAUAGUAAAGCCUCUCUUGCCAAACUGAUGUGUGGAGCAAAGUAGAGAUUGAUGGCAAAUCCUUUGCGUUGGUCAGUAGCUAAGCGCGGCCGGCUAACUUCAGCGCCUUCUUGGGCGCGCAGGACGCCUGGGGGAGAAGCCGGCUGAGAGCUGCUGGGGGCGGGGAAGAUCGCAAUCACUAUGGCAACCGGAGACGCCUCGCGUUCUCGGCCUCCUGCGGCGAAGCUGGGAAGGCGAGUCGCGAAGACGCCCGCGGCAUGAGGGUGGAGGACUCGACGGUGGCGGCGCCAGAGGCGGACAGCGACCCGCAGCAGCUUGGGCAGCCGGCCGGGCUGGGGUGCGGGGCUCGCGGGGAGCCCAACGACGGCGGCCCCCGGGAGUCCCACAAACAGUGUGAGUUCCCCUGCAGCCGCGGACCCUGCGCAGAGGGACCUGCCGUGUGGAGAACCGGGAAGAAAUUUUUAUAUUGUGAGCCACACAAGAGAAUUAAGGAAGUACUGGAAGAAGAACUCUAUAUUAAGAGAGAUGAAUGCCACAUUAAAAAUCCACCUGCAGUGGCCCUGGAAGGGAUUUGGAGCAUUAAAAGGAAUUUCCCCGUGGGAGGCUUGAAGCCAGGACUGCCCAGCAGAAACACAUUACUGCCACAAGCCAAGUACUAUUCGAGGCACGGAGGGCUGAGAAGAUAAGAAGAAUACAUUUUUCCAUUGAGAAGAAACCUCUUUCUCCUAAUGUCUGAAAGACAGAGAAGAAACCCCAAACUUGUUUCACAGUUUAAGAUGUGUAAAAAAGUGUCUAUAAAUUAUAUUAUUGGUAUUAAUUCCUAUCUAUAAAUUAAGCCAAAGUUAUCACAGACUAUUGGUAAAGCUUACUAAGCACCUGAAAACAAUGAAGGAAAAUAAACUUAUUUUUAGUUGUCACAUUAGGCUUCUAAUUCAGAUUAUUUUAUUAAAUAUGUAAAGCAUAAUAAAACAGGCAUAUGUAUUGUCUUUACUUCAAGUAAACAUUAUAAACCUAAA
This is a messenger RNA of Myotis lucifugus (little brown bat), 1168 nucleotides long. It is a transcript of the gene CUNH11orf97, whose product is annotated as chromosome unknown C11orf97 homolog. Bases 410 to 838 code for a protein of 142 amino acids. The transcript is spliced from 4 exons. Lineage: Eukaryota; Metazoa; Chordata; Mammalia; Chiroptera; Vespertilionidae. The record is from RefSeq and is a predicted model, not a curated record. Gene Ontology annotation, cellular component: ciliary base.